Molecule: messenger RNA, 1737 nt
Organism: Symbiodinium sp. CCMP2592
Lineage: Eukaryota; Dinophyceae; Suessiales; Symbiodiniaceae
Source: the annotation of a GenBank genome assembly
AUGGACCCCUCCGUUUUGGAGGAUGCUGACCUAGCUGCCUUGGAGAGCGAACUUUCCGCUGAUCUUCAGAUUGAUGGGGGAGACUUCGGUGAUCAGCUUAGUCAUUCCAAUCAGGAUUGUGAUACGGCUGAAAGGCGACCUCUCAAUCCUUGGCUUCUGCUGGACUCGGGCGAGGACUUCCAGGCCGUGUCUGAGGAUGCUUCUCAACCUGGGGUUGAGGCUGCUGCUUCUGAGGACGAUGCGAGUGCUGAAGUGCAAUGGUACAAGCAAGUUGCCGAGGAUUUUGUGCUAUCUGAUGUCGAGAGCCAUCAAAAGCAAUCUCAGUGGAGUCUUGUUGAACAGCAUCCUUCGGUGCCUGCAGCCUCGCCUCGUGUUACUGCUGAAGGGUAUCAGACUGCUCUGUCGGCUGCUUUUCAUGCAGUACCGGCGAAGGCUACGCUGUCACUUCCUUGGGAAUCAGGAGUCUGGAGUGCGCUGUUUGGCGCUUCUGCUUCCGGUGACUGGUUGCAGCAGGUGAAACAGAUGCUGUGCGAGGAGGACUCCGUGCAAGGGCAGAUUGGACUGUUGGAAGACUUCUUCCGAGGUCGUGCACCGUCGACUCUGCUCAAGAGGGCAAAGGCUUUGGCGAAAGUUGCCAACUGGUUGCAGGAGAAAGGCGCGCCGGCCUAUCCUAUCAGUGAGAAACUCUUUUACGAAUUCCUUCCAGCAGAAAGGGCCCUAGGUGCUCCUGCCUCCAGGUUGAAAGGCUAUCACGAAGCCAUUGUCUUCUCGAGAUUUGUGUUGGGCGUGGCAGGUCUUGAACUUGCUACUGCUAGCCGUCGCUGUUUGGGCGCCACUAAAUCGGACGAGCCUAGGGACAGGAAGCAGGCCCAACCGCUUACAGUCCAGCAGCUGUUGGAGCUCCACAGGAGGCUUGACAGCGAGGGCGAGGACUUGUGGAACAGAUUGUUCUGCGGCGCCACACUUUGUGUGGUCUACGCCCGCAGUAGGUGGGCCUUGGACUAUGACACCCUAGGCGACAUCGCAUACUUGGAAAUUACCGCUGGGAAGUGGGUUCGUCGCCUCCUGGAUUGUGAACCUGCUGAAGGCUGUCCCAACAAGAUCACGAGCCACUCUUUCAAGGCAACACUUCUUUCGAUGGCUGCUAAGCGUGGCUAUUCGAUUGAGGACCGGCUCCAGAUGGGGUACCAUUCAGUGCCAGGGCGCAUGGCGCUGGUGUACUCUAGGGAUGGUGCUGCAAGGAGUUUGCGACUGCUAGAAGUGAUGCUUCAGGAAAUCCGGAGUGGUUUCUACCUCCCUGACAGUACGCGGUCCGGGCGUCUUAAGGGCCCGGCACGUGAGAUUCUGGAGCAUGCACCUCUCCCGGGAGAGAAUCAGUCUGCAGCGGGGGACCUUCGCAUUAGAGCUGGGCCAGAGGCUGACAAGACUGAGCUCGCCAGUGAUUUCGGGGAUGGAGCUGUUGAAAUCUUGGGAUCAGAAGACGAACAGGAGGCAGCUGCUACCGAGCGAGCUGCGGAUUCGGAACAUGUCACCACAGACAGCUCCGGGAGCGAAUCUUCGGACCUGGAAGCGACGAAAGAGUGCUGGAAUGUGGUCGUAUGGUCGGACCUUUGCACAUCAGGCCCACGACUGUACGUUUCGACACCUCGGUCUGCUCUCAGUGUCGAAGGACCACUGGAGAGGAGGCUCGCACAGGAGGUGUUUGAUGCGAUGGACAGGAGUCCCCUGCGGAUCUGA